Caenorhabditis remanei is the source of this 561-nucleotide messenger RNA. RefSeq lists its product as uncharacterized. The coding region runs from base 1 to 561 and encodes 186 amino acids. The record is from RefSeq and is a predicted model, not a curated record. The transcript is spliced from 2 exons. NCBI's taxonomy places the organism in Eukaryota, Metazoa, Nematoda, Chromadorea, Rhabditida, Rhabditidae. Gene Ontology annotation, molecular function: RNA binding.
AUGGCUUCGACUAUUGACAACAACAGCAACUCGUGUUCGAUGGAUGAGGAGAUGGAAGCAGAGGCUAAGAUCCUCCGGCAAAUCCAGACCAAGCUGGCUGCGAAAAUGGAGAUCGGAAAGGUGUGCCUGCCCACCGAGGAGGAGCAGAAAGCCAUAGACUCUCGGUCAGUCUUUGUUGGAAACGUCGAAUUCGGAGCGACGGUUGAAGAGUUGGAGACACACUUCAAGGGCUGCGGAGAAAUUGUCCGGACGACGAUCCCGAAGGACAAAAUGACGAAUAGGCAGAAGAAUUUCGCCUAUAUUGAGUUCGAGUGUGCUGCCAGCGUGGAGUACGCGGCUGUGAUGAAUGGUUCGACAUUUCGUGGCCGACCGAUCGUUGUGACCGCCAAGCGGACGAACAAGCCAGGAAUGGGAGCUGCGAGAGGAAGAGGUGGACACGGAGGAUUCAGAGGAUGUGGAGGACACCAGACAGUAGUCAUCAAGUAUGUUUAUGUAAAUGGCCCUGCACCAAGAGGACAUGGAGGAUUCCGUCGAGGAAGAGGGCGAUUUAAUCCUUAUUGA